Canariomyces notabilis is the source of this 480-nucleotide messenger RNA. RefSeq names its product Cu/Zn superoxide dismutase. Gene Ontology annotation, biological process: superoxide metabolic process. Bases 1 to 480 code for a protein of 159 amino acids. NCBI's taxonomy places the organism in Eukaryota, Fungi, Ascomycota, Sordariomycetes, Sordariales, Chaetomiaceae. Gene Ontology annotation, molecular function: copper ion binding. The transcript has 4 exons. The record is from RefSeq and is a predicted model, not a curated record.
AUGGUCAAGGCCGUCGCUGUUGUACGUGGUGACUCCAAGAUCACCGGCUCUAUCGUCUUCGAGCAGGAGUCGGAGACUUCGCCUACUACCAUCACCUGGGAUAUCACCGGCCAUGAUCCCAAUGCCAAGCGAGGCAUGCACAUCCACACCUUCGGUGACAAUACCAACGGCUGCACAUCGGCCGGCCCGCACUUUAAUCCCCACGGCAAGACCCACGGCGCCCCGUCGGAUGAGAACCGCCAUGUUGGUGAUCUUGGCAACAUCGAGACGGAUGCCCAGGGCAACUCCAAGGGCACCGUGACCGACAAGCUCAUCAAGCUCAUUGGCCCCGAGAGCGUCAUUGGCCGCACCGUUGUCGUCCACGCCGGCACUGACGACCUCGGCAAGGGAGGCACUGAGGAGUCGCUCAAGACUGGCAACGCCGGCCCCCGUCCCGCCUGCGGUGAGUUGAUCUGCUUGCUCAACCAUGCCUCUGCCUGA